GUACUACAAAGCAGACACAGACGUACAAAACGAUUACGAGCUUCAAGGUCUUAUAUUUGAGAUUUAUGACGUCAUAAAGAUACCAGGUUUCCCCGUUUUAGUUAAAGAUAAAUAUACGCUUCAAAACAUAUUAACACGUUUGAUGUGGAUGACUAGUGCCCAGCACAGCGCGGUCAACUAUCCGGGAAGUUACUAUGCAGCCUUUACUCCCAACAUGCCUUGCAAGUUAUACGAUGAUUUGCGAGUAACGCCUGGGGAUUUUAAUGUGUUUAAUUUUCCUGGCAUGUACCAUGCUACGAUCCAAGCCACUAUUACGAUGACACUCACAGCCAUGCAUUAUGAUACGUUAUUUGACUACGGUAACGAUUUGGACGACGCUAAAGCACGCUCGUUAUUCGCCAAGUACGCAACACUGCUGAACGGGACUAUCAAGAACCAGUUAGAAGAACAUAAUCGACAGCGAUACAUUAAUGGACACCUAACGUACCCUUACCUAGUCCCAGGAUGGAUUGCCAAUAGUAUCCACAUUUGACUUACCCUACUCCCCCUAAGUUGUACUUUAGACUCCCGCUACACAUUCCUCAGAAUAGUUACAAGGUGUUUAAUGUUUCCAGUAAUCUUCGAUAGCGACAAUUUUGAUCCCUUCUGAUCCUUGCUGAUCUCUGAUUCCUUUGUUGAUCCAGUUUCUUAAGAUAUUGGCAUAAAAAAUCUGAAAAUAAUGAAAAUGUUAUCCCUGACCUCGAAAACAUCCUUAUAACUCAUUACUACCCCUACCCCCUUUCCCUAUCUUUUGUUGCUUUCUGACUUUAUUAGUGUCACUGCCCUUCCCUUACCCUAUCUUUCGCCUUCUGGUUUCCAUUAAUGUCACUCCCCUCCCCCUCCCCCUAUCUCUUGUUUUCUGACUUCAUUAAUGUCAAUACACUUCCCCCUUCCCCUAUCUCUUGCUUUCUGACUUCCAUUAAUGUCACUAAACGUCCCCUCCCCCCUCCCCCCAUCUCUUGAUUUCUGACUUCAUUAAUGUCACUAUACUCCUCCCCCCUUCCCCUAUCUCUUGAUUUCUGAUCUCAUUAAUGUCUAUACUCUUUAUGAAGGUCAUGAUUGACUAUAAUUGAAAAAUGAUGAUUCCAACAUUAAGCAAUAAAGAAAUGAGUAAAAUAGGCAACCGAA
Exaiptasia diaphana is the source of this 1167-nucleotide messenger RNA. RefSeq lists its product as uncharacterized. NCBI's taxonomy places the organism in Eukaryota, Metazoa, Cnidaria, Anthozoa, Actiniaria, Aiptasiidae. The record is from RefSeq and is a predicted model, not a curated record. Gene Ontology annotation, molecular function: oxidoreductase activity, acting on single donors with incorporation of molecular oxygen, incorporation of two atoms of oxygen; metal ion binding.